Molecule: messenger RNA, 1103 nt
Organism: Purpureocillium takamizusanense
Lineage: Eukaryota; Fungi; Ascomycota; Sordariomycetes; Hypocreales; Ophiocordycipitaceae
Exons: 1
Coding region: 72-605 (177 amino acids)
Molecular function (GO): acyltransferase activity, transferring groups other than amino-acyl groups
Source: RefSeq, a predicted model, not a curated record
CUCAAUUACCAUCCAGCAUUCCCUGGCUCCCCUUCAGUUUCGCCAAUCCCAUUGUCUUUGAGUCAAAAAAAAUGGCGAGCCCAACCCCACAGUUUCGCCUCGCAACCGUGGACGAUGCGACGCAGGUCCGGGAACUGGUCCAAGCCGCGUUUCGCGCACCCGACAACCGACAGGGAUGGACAGCCGACAUGGAGUUGGGUGCUCGCUUCCACAUCGGGAUCGAGGAAGUCACGGCUACAAUAACGCGCGCCGACAGCGCCAUUCUCAUGGCCACGGUUGCCGGCAACCUGGUGGCAUCGGUCCAUGUGGCCAAGCGCAGCAACGGACACGCUCGGCUGUCGAUGCUUUCGGUCGACGCGGCACAUCAGAGCAACGGCCUUGGGCGCCAGGUCCUCGAGUACGCCGAGGCCUACUGUCAGCGAGCCUGGGCCGCGACCACCGUGGAUCUGGACGCGCUCUCGACGCGGGAGCACCUCCUCGCCUGGUACCAGCGUCGCGGCUACCGCAAGACGGGUGGGACGUCGCCGUUUCCCCGCGAAAAGUUCAGCGAUCUGCACUUGCCGGUGGACUUGUGCUUCAUUGAGAUGGAGAAGGAUCUGAGCUGACGCCCGUGCCUUUCGAUCGGGAUCUGCGCCCAUGUUGAGGCAGUGACGUCGGCUGACCGAUUUCAUCCCCGCACCCCUGGACUGACGGGCGCAACUCGCCGGGUGCUUAGACCAAUGAAGAUGGUCGUCACACGACGGGCAAAACUCGUAUCCCACACUUCAGGGCUGUGGGAUUGCGCGGUCGAUCAGAUCAACUCGCCGCAGUCAGACACCAAGCGAACAUAGCCAACCAAACCAAACGCGAAACUUGCGCAGGGAGCUCGCGGCUCAAUUGAUCUCUCUGCGCCGCGAUGGUGAGGCACAGGACUCAGUCAGAGUUACUCAGCGCAGAAAAAGUGUCGUUGGCGCGCUGAAGAGUCUUUACCUCGGCAGGAGACGGGGCGAUUCAAGUUGGGACGGCCCUGUCAGCCUGUCGGAACAUGGCCGAGGGGUGUGAAUAGACAGUUUCCGCGGGUAGCAGGCGCGUAAUGCGUCCUGUUUCUGCGUCAUGAAUUGACC